ACAAACCCCCCUCAACACCGCACCGCAGCCCUCUAAUCUCCCCCCCCUCAAGCACCACCCUACACAGCAAAACGAAGAAACAAAGAAAUAUGGCCCUCGCCAAGUACGACUUUGCCCUGUUCCUGCAUUUCCUCUGUUUGGUCACGGCGACGAGCGGCAAAGUCCCAGCAAUAAUCGUGUUCGGAGACUCCUCGGUCGACGCGGGGAACAACAACUACAUCCCUACCAUCGCUAGGAGCAACUUCCAGCCCUAUGGUCGGGACUUUUACGGCAGCAAGCCGACCGGGAGGUUCUCGAACGGCAGGAUCCCGUCGGAUUUCAUUUCGGAGGCCUUCAAGAUCAAGCCGAGCAUUCCCGCCUACUUGGACCCAGCUUACAACAUAUCGGACUUCGCCACCGGAGUGACCUUCGCCUCCGCGGGAACGGGUUACGACAACGCGACAUCUGGAGUGCUCUCUGUGAUCCCCCUGUGGAAGGAACUCGAGUACUACAAGGACUACCAAAGGAAGCUAAGAUCGCACCUCGGGCCGAGCUCCGCGAACCAGGUGCUCGCUGAGGCGCUCUACAUGAUCAGCAUGGGCACGAACGACUUCCUCGAGAACUACUACACGAUGCCGGGCCGCCGGUCGCAGUUCACCGUGAGCCAGUAUGAGGACUUCCUCAUCGGGAUCGCGGAAAACUUCGUGAGGGAGCUCUAUGGCCUCGGGGCCCGCAAGAUAUCGCUCGGGGGGUUGCCGCCGAUGGGGUGCUUGCCGCUCGAGAGGACGACGAACGUGAUGGAGCAAAACAGGUGCGUGGGGAAUUACAACAAUGUGGCCUUGGAGUUCAACGGGAAGCUGAAGGGUCUGGUGGUGAGGCUGAGCUCGGAGCUGCCGGGGAUCAACUUGGUGUUCUCCAACCCGUAUUACAUCGUCAUGCACAUCGUCCGGAAACCUGCUUUCUACGGGUUCGAAGUUACGUCGGUUGCAUGUUGCGCGACGGGAUUGUUUGAGAUGGGAUAUGCAUGCGCACGGGACAGCCUCUUCACGUGCCAAGAUGCGAACAAGUACGUGUUCUGGGACGCUUUCCAUCCCACCGAGAAGACCAGCCGCAUCGUCGCCGAUUAUGUCGUGAAGACCGUUUUAGCUAGAUUCCUCUGAUCACCGGCCCCACACUCUCUCCGUAUCCAUGUACAAUAGACAUCGUAUGGUCUACGUAUAAUAAUACGAUGUAUGACUUUUUUGUAGA
Messenger RNA from Rhodamnia argentea, 1227 nucleotides. Its product is annotated as GDSL esterase/lipase At2g04570-like. Bases 90 to 1139 code for a protein of 349 amino acids. Gene Ontology annotation, molecular function: hydrolase activity, acting on ester bonds. The record is from RefSeq and is a predicted model, not a curated record. Lineage: Eukaryota; Viridiplantae; Streptophyta; Magnoliopsida; Myrtales; Myrtaceae. The transcript is spliced from 3 exons.